CCAACAUCUAACAUCCGCCAUCGUGUCUGACCAAUCCUCGUCCACCUCAUCUCCUUCUCUUUCCCAUUCCAUUGUCUUUUCCAUCUCUUCUCCUCCCUCUCCUCCUCUUUUUACACGCCGCCACCGUCGUUUUUACCAGUGUCUCUAAGUGCGAGAAGCUCUUCAGACACUGUGCAUUCAAGUCAUUGCUAGUUAAGACUCUGGAACACAUUCUCUGGUGACUUGGUCCCCCUCCCGCAUUAAUCUAACGCGUCUAUGCAUCAGCAAAGAGCACCCGCCGCCCACCAUCAUUCUUAUUCGUACGCGCCUUAUCCACACGCUUCAGUUUCUGCCGAAAAUACUGUUCCCUCGAUGGCGCAGCCUCAAGUGUACUACCAGCAGCCACCGGCUGACUUUUACCCGCACGUGCCGGGUCAUAACCCACACACUGGUGCAUCCCACGGCACACAGGCGGGGCCAUCCCAAUCAGCGGAAAACAACGCAUUCGCCAUGCCGGACGUUCGUCAAUCAAAAUCCGCCCGACCACGGCCGCCUCCUUCGUCCGUUACAAUGCCCAUGAUCCCCACUUCGCUUCCCGACCCAUCUAUGCAUUCGUACGCUCCGGUACAAGCUCCUGUUCCCCAACAGCAGACGCGUACUGCUAACCGCCGUUCACACAAUCCUGCUGCCACUUUGAAUUCGCCCUCGGCGCCGCGGCCUGAGGAGCUGACAGAUGAAUAUGUCUUGCACCCUUCAGUGUACGCAUUCAAACAAGAGUACCCGCGGCGAGCCAUGGUCGGCUUGGGCCCGUAUAUAGUGCUACAGACAUUGGGAGAAGGCGAAUUCGGCAAAGUCAAGCUAGGUGUUCAUGCGGACUACGGCGUGGAAGUUGCAAUCAAGUUAAUCAGGCGAGGUGAUCUUCAAGAAGAGGCUCAUGCAAGCAAAGUCGAAAGAGAAAUCAACGUUUUAAAGACAUUGAAACACCCAAACAUCGUGCGUAUGUUCGAUGUUCUUGAUACGCACAAAUAUAUCGGUAUUGUGUUGGAGUUUGCUGGAGGCGGGGAGCUUUUUGAGUACAUCCUUGCCAACGAGUACCUGAAGGACAAAGAAGGUCAAAGGAUUUUUGCUCAACUAAUAUCCGGCGUGGACUACCUGCACAAGAAAGGCGUCAUCCACCGUGACUUGAAGUUGGAAAAUUUAUUACUCGACAAGAACAGGAAUCUUAUCAUUACGGAUUUCGGGUUUGCAAACCAAUUUGACUUGUCCAAAGGGGAUCUCAUGUCUACCAGUUGCGGAAGUCCGUGCUACGCCGCGCCAGAACUUGUCGUGCUGGACACACCUUACCAUGGUUCCGCGGUCGACAUCUGGUCCUGCGGAGUCAUCCUUUACGCCAUGCUUGCUGGAUAUCUUCCUUAUGACGACGAUCCUGACAACCCCGAUGCCGGAAAUGUUGUUGAGCUUUAUCGCUAUAUCAUGAAUACCGAACUGCAUUAUCCGGAUCACGUAUCGCCACUGGGCAAGAACCUACUCCAACAUAUGCUUAUCCUUCACCCCGAGCAUCGAAUCAAGAUACCUGUUAUUGUCAAACAUCCAUGGCUCAAAUCCUAUCAUGACAUGUUCAAUAAGUCUGUCGAGGAAUGCGAGGCAGCCUUCCAGGAUGCCAUGUAUAGGAAAAGUAGACAAGCCAGAAAGGAACUGCAAGAGCGUCGCAGAGUUCAGACACAAGCUCGCGAAUCCUUACAGACGAAGGAGAGGGCCCAUGUGCAGCGAAGCCAGAGCAGUGCUCCAGGCACGAUUAUCAAUGCAGCUGCACUUGAUCAAAUCCGUCGCCGACCACAUAGUGCUAUGCCCGGGUCCACCCCACUUCCCGAAAUCAUUGCUAAGCACUCUGAGUCAGUAGAUGACGUAGCGCUCACUAUGCGAUCGGCUACGCCCCCAACUGCCCUCUCUCAACCGACUGAGAUUCGUUCCCCUACUACUGAGUCCCCGCGCCCACGGUCUGAGUCCAUGGCUCCUCGCCUUUCAUUUACGACGUCCGUCAGUACCCCUACUGCCAUGACUGUUGAGACGCCAUCCUCCGUCCCAGUGCAAUCCCCCACCGACGCUCUGCCCCCUGCGGCAAUGACUGUGAUGCAGCCUUCGGUGGAAGCAGCGCCACCAAUGCGAGAUCACAAGAACCGUAACACCAUUCAAGUGGAACAUGCCGGGGAAGGGUUGCAUGACAGAGCGAAGGAAGCCUUUGAUGCCAACCAUGGACGUGCAGAUGGAUCAAUGGAAACGACAAGCACUGCUGACACCGGGAUGGUCGCAUCUUCGCUUCUUGACGUGAAACGGGAAGAAUCGACUGAUAUUGAGAUGGAGUCAGGCUCUUCGGACAGCGAACAGCCCAAACCGGCAAACGAUGGUAUCUCGCAGCAGCCCGGAGAGAAGUCAAUGGAUAUACCUCCUAUCGUUCCGAUAACGAUUCCUCUUGCCCCUCCCGCAGAAUCCGGUACCGCAACAGCAGCAAACGAUUCUUCACAGGUCCUCGAACCGCAGGAAAAGUUGUCGCCCGCUCUCGUCGAGCAUGGGUCUGCUUCCAUCGAUGAAAUGGCAUCCCCCUCCACUCCCCGGGUUUCCACAUCUGUUGAACAGGAACCUGUCAAUAUCACUCCUCGCGCAAAAAUGCGGGCGCCCCCAGUUGCUACCACUCCAAAGGCCUCUCUGGUUAACGAACGGAAGAGACAUGGUUCUAUGCCCCCUCCAAUGGGCCCCAGCUUUGUUUCAGAUUCCCGACCAGAAUCUUCGCUCACUGCGACUGGGCUCCCUAAACUUCCGAAAAAGGAUCGAUACCGGAAAGGCAUGUCGCUUGAUAAAUUCGGACUGGCGAAACUUCUGGGUCAUGCUUCGCAGGCUCACACAACGGUGCACGGUGAAGGAAAGAUGGCCCCUCCUAGUGCCAGUUCCAGUGCUCUUGCGCUGCAACAUCAAUUACAGCAACAUGGAGGCCAGAGCCAGGCGGUAUCAGAGAGCGACAGUGUCAAAAAGUCGAGAAGGCGAACUUUGCAGUUUGGUUUCCAUAGUCGCAAGGAUAGCAAGGCAUCUUCUGCUGCGGUCGCCACUCCUGGAACCCCUCUUAUGGACAAGGACACCAAUGGUGAGAACAGGUUAUCUUCCAUUACUGGUGGCACUGCCUCUCUGAGGGAUAAGAGAAGGAAAACAGUUCAAAUUGGCUUAAGCACUCAAUCCGAACAGAAAGAUACAACGGUAAACGUUCCUGGUCUCUCUUCUUCUGGUCAUUUAGUCAAGAACCCUGCUACCGAACCUCCCCAGGGAAUCUCCAUUGGUCCUGUCGUUGGGACAGAUGCCUCUGCACUGAGCCAAAGCUCUCCCUCGGCGGUUGCAUUGGAAGCAUUUGCUGCACAGCAGGGUCAUUAUCCUAGCUACCGGGGAUCUUCUAGCAGGGCUUCCAAAGUCAUGGACUGGUUCCGCCGCAAAACAUUUGUAAAAGAGACAUUACCCGAGCCCAAAUCGCCGGUCAUCAAGUCGGAUUCCCAGUCGUCAUUUGUACGAAUUGGUGAAGUUGCCUCACCUGCGAGCAAAACACAGGAAUCUGCUCAAGCGUCAACGGUUUCUCAGGAAAACACUGACAAGGCGGAAGAGAAAAUUGACUCAACCGCUGAUCAGGAGAAUGCCGCAAAGACAACUCCGACCAAAUCCCCUGUUUUGCCACAACCCAUCGGUGCUACUGCUACGACACCCUCUGUAAUGAUAACUCCUCCUCGUCCGACUGCUGCUACCACACCUACUAUUGGUUCUUCAACACAGCAGUCUCCACCCACUACUAUCCGUACACGAUCAGCCUCAACAUUCACUUUCGACGAGUCCAAAAUUCGCGUGCACACUGGUCUGGUUGAUCAGUCAGCGCUUUCCACCAAGCCACCGCAAGAUGUCUUUGUGGAAGUCAUACAGGUCUUGCGCGGUAUGGGCGUGGAGAUGAAGCGUGAGAGUGAUUUCAAAUUGAGGUGCACGAGAGCAAAGAAGAAGGCCGCUGGCACCUCGAUCGGCUUGGGAAGCGUCGUUAGUACGGGGUCGGGUAUGAGCCCUUUCUCGAUUAUGAACAAUGCUUCAGCCAGCAAGACCGACUCUCGAGGGUUGCCUAGACCUACUAGUCCCUCUGCUGUGGCUAACCGAUCGAGCGCAGGUAUCAAGGGUCUUCUCCGUCGGGGAAGUUCUCGAUCCUCUGCUCACCCUGCUCGACUUACUCGGACUGGUGAUGAGGUUCCCAACCCACCAUCUCAAUCCACGCCAAAUCUAGAGCUGCCUGAGUCGUCGAUGGCAUCCAAACCUGAACCAUUAUAUGGCAAAGAAUUAAUGGACGCCGGGGACGAAGUGAAAUUUACAGUAGAGUUGUGCAAGAUGAAGAAUUUACCCGGGCUUUUUAUCCUCAAGAUCAAAAGAACAAAGGGCAAUCUUUGGUCAUUCAAGUUCAUAUACCAGACAGUGAUUGAGCGUACAACCACCCUCACACACUGAUUCAUCAAUCAUACCACAUGAUACGUCCAGUAAUUCCGGCAUGGUUUCUGGUGCAAGUCAAGAAAUAGAUCCAUUCAUUUGCAUCCUCGAUACCCAAUUCCCGUUUUCAUUGACACCCCCCUGUAGUUUUUAAUCCGCAUAAUCGUUAUGUUCUGAUUUCGUUGUCUAUAUUAUUGAAUUAGCAUCUUUUCUUGGCCAAUCCUUCCCCACAAGAACCCAUACAACAAUAUACAUUUAAGUACAGUCUUCAAUUUUCCAGUCCGCAUUGUUCUAGUUCCAUGACUUGCAGUCACUUUUUAGACAGGUUAUUCAAUUGAGACCAUUAUGUAAAAGUCAUUGUCUGUC
Messenger RNA from Cryptococcus deneoformans JEC21, 4839 nucleotides. Its product is annotated as protein kinase SNF, putative. Gene Ontology annotation, molecular function: protein serine/threonine kinase activity; tau-protein kinase activity; ATP binding. Gene Ontology annotation, biological process: microtubule cytoskeleton organization; intracellular signal transduction; protein phosphorylation. The transcript has 9 exons. Bases 256 to 4494 code for a protein of 1412 amino acids. The record is from RefSeq and is a predicted model, not a curated record. Gene Ontology annotation, cellular component: cytoplasm. NCBI's taxonomy places the organism in Eukaryota, Fungi, Basidiomycota, Tremellomycetes, Tremellales, Cryptococcaceae.